Helianthus annuus (common sunflower) is the source of this 1286-nucleotide messenger RNA. RefSeq names its product protein ZW2. Bases 330 to 1187 code for a protein of 285 amino acids. The transcript has a single exon. NCBI's taxonomy places the organism in Eukaryota, Viridiplantae, Streptophyta, Magnoliopsida, Asterales, Asteraceae. The record is from RefSeq and is a predicted model, not a curated record. Gene Ontology annotation, biological process: DNA-templated transcription. Gene Ontology annotation, molecular function: sequence-specific DNA binding.
AAACAAAGGAAAAAAAGGCAUUUUUAAAAAUAAAAGGGGCAUUUUUUAACUAUACAUAAACUAUAGAGGGGAAUAUGAAUAUUUCAAUUUUAUUUAUGUUUCUUCCUUCCCAAAGAAUGCAGAUCUCCUUGUUCUUCAAGAAUCCUCUGUUCUUCAACAGGUUUUCAUUCUUCUUCCUCCCCAAGAAUCCUCUGUUCGAAAUUGCAGAAAUUGAUCUUGAAAAAGUUCCAACGUAUACAAAGUUCCAAUCUUUCACGCGUGUAGGCCACCACGCGUUGCCACAUCCACGCGUGAAAGCGACCACGUGUUGCCACAUCCACGCAUGGUGAAUGGCAGCCGCGGUGGCGUUUCACGCCAUUCAACGAGUGACCAACUCUAAUCUUGUAUGCUAUAUAAACCCAUAUCCACAUGGUUCUAUCUCCAGCCAGUUCCUACAACUCACCACUCUAACUUCCAUGGAUCACUUAACUCAAUCUCAACCCGAUUUCCAUACCUUUUUGCGCGAUUGGAUGAUCGGCUUAGAGCAUUACCUUCACCAGCUUCUCCACCAUCUUGAGUUCUUGGAUCAACAAGACGAACCCAAACUCAAGCAACUCAUUCACCAAGUAAUGACUCACUAUCAUGAAUACUUCCUUGCAAUGGCGCGAGUUUAUCACCAAAAUGUCUUUCUAGCUCUCUCACCACCUUGGUUCAGCUCAUACGAGCGAACAUUCCUAUGGCUAGCUGGCUUCAGGCCCGGUCUUGCCAUUCGUGUGGUGAAAAGUUGUGGGCUCGAGUUUACCUCAGAUCAAGCAGAAAUGUUGGAUAGGUUGAGUGUUGAGACUAAAGAUGGAGAAAAGAUGAUUACAGACAGGCUAGCAAGGUUGGAGCGGCAAGUGGUGGCGCCACCAAUGCUCGCGCUAACGAGAAUGGUGGGAAAGGAGGUGAACGGGAUGGUUAAUCAAGCGGACACCGCGGUGGAUAGGUUGGCGGAAGAUAUGGAAGUUUUGGUUGAAUGUGCGGAUUAUUUGAGGGGGAAGACCGUGGCUAAGGUGAUGGGAAUACUUACGACGACUCAAACGGUGAGGUUCUUGGCCGCUAUGGCGCAACUUCAGCUGAGGAUUCGGCAAUGGGGGCAGCUGAGGGAGGCCGAGGCACGUGGAGACGCUAAUCUUAAUCUUCCCUUACGAGAGGCGUUAAUCGGUUGAUCUACCAUUUUUUCAGUAUGAUGAUGUUGUGUCUACUUUGUCUUGUUUUUGUGUCUUGAAAAGAGAAACAUGAAUCUACAACAGUGGCAAGUUCUUGUU